This is a messenger RNA of Mus caroli (Ryukyu mouse), 4874 nucleotides long. Lineage: Eukaryota; Metazoa; Chordata; Mammalia; Rodentia; Muridae. The record is from RefSeq and is a predicted model, not a curated record.
GACAAGGUUAUUCGCGAGCCUCCAAAUCAAGGAACCAGGUGAGCCUAAGUCAAACUCCACCUUGGAGUGGUCUCUGUCCGGAGGAUCACCCCCUGCGAAGGAAACCCCACCCCCGCGGCUCCGGCGCGCCCCGCCCAGGCCCGCAGCGCGGCUGCAGCGCGAGGGGCGGAGAGGCACAGCGCGGCGAGAGGACCAGACGCCCAGGUCGCCCAGUGCCGCAGGACACCGAAAGCGCAUCUUCGCCGAGGCGUUCCAGCUGCUCCCUUGGCCUCAGCGACAGAUCACCUGUCCUCUGCCUCGACCCCAGCCCAGCGUCCCCUUCCUCCGGAGCACACGCUACCCUUGCAGUCGGAGACGCGCCCAGCCCCUCGUCGUCGUCGACCACCAUGGCGGAGACUAACAACGAAUGCAGCAUCAAGGUGCUUUGCCGAUUUCGGCCCCUGAACCAGGCCGAGAUUCUGCGGGGGGACAAGUUCAUCCCCAUUUUCCAAGGGGACGACAGCGUCAUUAUUGGGGGAAAGCCAUAUGUCUUUGACCGCGUCUUCCCCCCAAACACCACUCAGGAGCAGGUUUACCACGCCUGUGCCAUGCAGAUCGUCAAAGACGUCCUUGCUGGUUACAAUGGCACAAUCUUCGCUUAUGGACAGACAUCCUCAGGGAAAACGCAUACCAUGGAGGGGAAGCUGCACGACCCUCAGCUGAUGGGCAUCAUUCCCCGGAUCGCUCGAGACAUCUUCAACCACAUCUACUCCAUGGAUGAGAACCUUGAAUUCCACAUUAAGGUAUCUUACUUCGAGAUUUACCUGGAUAAGAUCCGUGACCUUUUGGAUGUGACCAAGACAAACCUGUCCGUGCAUGAGGAUAAAAACCGGGUGCCGUUUGUCAAGGGUUGUACCGAACGCUUUGUGUCCAGCCCAGAGGAGAUUCUGGAUGUGAUCGAUGAGGGGAAGUCCAACCGUCACGUAGCCGUCACCAACAUGAAUGAGCACAGUUCUCGGAGCCACAGCAUCUUCCUCAUCAACAUCAAGCAGGAGAACGUAGAGACCGAGCAGAAGCUCAGCGGGAAGCUGUACCUCGUGGAUCUGGCCGGAAGCGAGAAGGUCAGCAAAACAGGGGCAGAGGGAGCCGUUUUGGACGAGGCAAAGAAUAUCAACAAGUCACUGUCGGCCCUGGGGAACGUGAUCUCUGCACUGGCGGAGGGCACCAAAAGCUACGUGCCAUACCGUGACAGUAAAAUGACGAGGAUUCUCCAGGACUCUCUGGGAGGGAACUGCAGGACCACCAUGUUCAUCUGCUGCUCGCCGUCCAGCUACAAUGACGCAGAGACCAAGUCCACGCUCAUGUUUGGGCAGCGGGCGAAGACCAUCAAGAACACUGCCUCAGUGAAUCUGGAGUUGACUGCUGAGCAAUGGAAGAAGAAGUAUGAGAAGGAGAAGGAGAAGACCAAGGCCCAGAAGGAGACAAUUGCGAAGCUGGAGGCUGAGCUUAGCCGGUGGCGCAAUGGAGAGAAUGUGCCUGAGACUGAGCGCCUGGCUGGAGAGGACUCAGCUCUGGGAGCUGAGCUCUGCGAGGAGACCCCUGUGAAUGACAACUCAUCCAUUGUGGUGCGCAUCGCACCUGAGGAAAGGCAGAAAUAUGAGGAAGAGAUCCGCCGUCUCUACAAGCAGCUUGAUGACAAGGAUGAUGAGAUCAACCAGCAGAGCCAGCUCAUUGAGAAGCUGAAGCAACAGAUGCUGGACCAGGAAGAGCUGCUCGUGUCCACUCGGGGAGACAACGAGAAGGUCCAGCGGGAGCUUAGCCACCUGCAGUCCGAGAAUGAUGCUGCAAAGGACGAGGUGAAGGAAGUGCUGCAGGCCCUAGAGGAGCUGGCAGUCAACUACGACCAGAAGUCCCAGGAGGUGGAGGAGAAGAGCCAGCAGAACCAGCUGCUGGUGGACGAGCUGUCCCAGAAAGUGGCCACCAUGCUGUCCCUGGAGUCCGAGCUACAGCGGCUCCAGGAGGUCAGUGGACACCAGCGAAAGCGGAUCGCUGAGGUGCUGAAUGGGCUGAUGAAGGACCUGAGUGAGUUCAGUGUCAUCGUGGGCAACGGCGAGAUUAAGCUGCCUGUGGAGAUCAGUGGGGCCAUCGAGGAGGAGUUCACGGUGGCCCGGCUCUACAUCAGCAAGAUCAAGUCGGAGGUGAAGUCCGUGGUUAAGCGAUGUCGGCAGCUGGAGAACCUCCAGGUGGAGUGUCAUCGCAAGAUGGAGGUGACCGGUAGGGAGCUGUCGUCUUGCCAACUGCUCAUCUCACAGCACGAGGCCAAGAUCCGUUCACUCACGGAGUACAUGCAGACUGUGGAGUUGAAGAAACGGCACCUGGAAGAGUCCUACGACUCCCUGAGCGAUGAGCUUGCCAGGCUCCAGGCGCACGAAACUGUGCACGAGGUAGCUCUGAAAGACAAGGAGCCAGACACACAGGACGCGGAGGAGGUGAAGAAGGCCCUGGAACUACAGAUGGAGAAUCACCGUGAGGCCCAUCACCGGCAGCUGGCCCGCCUCCGGGACGAGAUUAAUGAGAAACAGAAAACCAUUGAUGAGCUGAAAGACCUGAACCAGAAACUCCAGUUAGAGCUGGAGAAGCUUCAGGCUGACUAUGAGAGGCUGAAGAACGAAGAGAACGAGAAGAGCGCCAAGCUCCAGGAGCUGACUUUGCAUUAUUCCCCCCAGGCCCGUGAACUCCAGACCCUCCACAACCUUCGCAAGCUGUUCGUUCAAGACGUCACGACUCGAGUCAAGAAAAGUGCAGAAAUGGAGCCCGAGGACAGUGGGGGGAUUCAUUCCCAAAAGCAGAAGAUCUCCUUUCUUGAGAACAACCUGGAACAGCUUACAAAGGUUCACAAACAGCUGGUACGUGACAAUGCAGAUCUGCGUUGUGAGCUUCCUAAAUUGGAAAAACGACUUCGGGCUACGGCUGAGAGAGUUAAGGCCCUGGAGGGUGCACUGAAGGAGGCCAAGGAGGGCGCUAUGAAGGACAAGCGUAGAUACCAGCAGGAGGUGGACCGCAUCAAGGAAGCCGUGCGGUACAAGAGCUCCGGCAAGCGGGGCCAUUCUGCCCAGAUCGCUAAGCCUGUGAGGCCUGGCCACUAUCCUGCCUCCUCACCCACCAACCCCUACGGCACCCGGAGCCCCGAGUGUAUCAGCUACACCAACAACCUCUUCCAGAACUACCAGAACCUGCACCUGCAGGCUGCGCCUAGCUCCACUUCAGAUAUGUACUUUGCCAGCAGCGGAGCCACAUCUGUUGCCCCCUUGGCUUCCUACCAGAAGGCCAACAUGGACAAUGGAAAUGCCACAGAUAUCAACGACAACAGGAGUGACCUGCCGUGUGGCUAUGAGGCUGAGGACCAGGCCAAGCUUUUCCCUCUCCACCAAGAGACAGCAGCCAGCUAACUCCCAACCCUGGCCACAUAUCUGCACUUUCAGUUUCUAAGAGGGACUGAGGCCUCUUCUCUCAGCAUGCUGCAAAACCUGUGGUCUCUGACACUAACUCCCUCCCCAGCCCGUGAUGUUGGACUGUUUGAUGUCUCCUCCUAUUCCGUAUCUCUUUGUACUCUGUAUCUAUCUAUCAGAAGCUGCUGCUGUGUCUCUCCUCUCUGUCCUCCCCUCUAAGUAUCUGAUGAUGUAUUUAGCAGUUUUUAAGCAUAGUCUCCCUUCCUCGUUGGGCGUUAGGGAGGAGGGAAAUGUCUCUUCUUUCUUCCAUAGACUCGUUUCUUACACCGAGUGAUGUCAGUCACUGAGUAGAGGUCACAAAAGAUAAAGGAAAAAUGGGAGCGGGGAGGCUGCCCUCCUCCUCUCUCACAAACACACGUGUACACGCACACACGCAUGCACACACACAGUGUACAUACAAAGCCUUAAGCAGAGGAAUGUCUUAGCAUCUACGAAAAGAGAGAAAUAGGCCCCCACCCCCUUCUUUACACAGAACACAGAGGAGGCCCCAGCGGAAGGUUGCGACAUCGCUCUCUCCCUCACACAUACGCACCCCUCACCAGAGUCAGCACACUGGAGGUGGUCUCCUCUGUCCUGUGAGGUCUGCCUUGUGCUCCCUUCCCCGGUUGGAGAGCAUGGACUACUCAAGGGACUGUUUCCCUUUCUGGCCCAAGCCUCUUGUACUUUCCACUCCAGAUAUCACAACCAGAACUUAGAGUUGGUUUAAAACAUCUUCUGAAAAUUCGAGAAGGCGGACUGCUGAGAAACCGCUGCUCAUCUGUCUGUGCCAAUAGUUAUACGCAGGUGGAGUCGGAAUGGUCGGCUCCCUGGCUCUGGGGAGUGAGCAGGCUGAGGGACUACUGUGUGCUACUCUGUCACAGAACCCUCAGGUUGAAGCUACAAGCUCGUUCUUUCUCCCAUAUUGGGCUGUGUGUGCUUCCCACCCCUGACUUUGGUUUGGGGCUUCCAGUUUAUUGGCAUAAUCGCCGUCUCUAGAUGCCGUCCCUUCAGAAUGGAAUCUGGCCUGUUCCCAGUAUACCUUCCUCCCCCAAACAGAGUUCCUUCUGUAAUCUCCAUCUGGUCCCAAGUGCACUUUAAAGACAGGGGUGGGGGAGCAGGUUGGAGCAUGGUGGCAGGCGGCCUCCCUGACACAGGAAAAAGCUCUGCUGUUGAUCCCAGCACUGCAAAAGCAAAAAAGCAAAAGCUGGGUGUAGUGGCUCACACUUUCCAAUGUUGCUCUCAGGAAGCUGAGGUAGGAAAAUUGCUAAAUUUGAGGCUAUCCUGGACUACACAGUUAGAUCCAGGAGAGCUUGUACUAUGACAGGAGGAAAUCCUAUCUCAGAAUGAAGGAAAGGAAGGAAGGAAGGGAAGGGAAGAAGGAAGAGAAAAAAAGGAAGGAAGGAAGGA